UCGUUCGCUACUACCAAAUACAACGUACCUACCUUACAGAUAGGCAUUAUAGCCCGGUUCAUGUGUUGACUCGCAUCAGCUUGGAAUGCUGCAGCCGCGUCAUAGGCACGUGGCAAAAAGCAAGGCAACAAUCAUUCAAUUGAUCCCCGUCCCUCGACGCUGAAUCAGGCAACUAACCAACAACCCCUUUGUCAUCUCGAGUCGUCCCGAAUAUUGAUCCUUCAUAUCCGUUUCCCACUCAAACUAAAGUAGCUUCCAUAAGAGCCAUUCCUUACUUGGAUACGGCAUCCAGCUACGUUGGCUGACAACAGCGGGCGCUUCCUAUUUUUGUCAUAUCCUCACUUCGUCGUCUUCGUGCACAUCGAUUACACCAACACCAUAACUACAUACCCCUGGCUUCUCUGAAAUAAGCCAACAAUGCCGACUCCUAUAGACCACGCGAUGAAAUCAAAGAAUGCGCUCUUAGCGUUCGGGGGUCUAGUAACAGCCGUAGCUGUAUGGGCCAUCUAUGGAGGUGACAUGUUCCCUGCCGAACCCGACCCCUCCGGAGACCCCGAGAACUGGACUUGGGAAGAAAUGAGACGAUGGUUAACAGCGAGGAAUCUCUUUCCCGGUGACGCGGCUACGCCAGAGCAGCUGCUCGAGCGAAUCCGCGCCAAUUUGAGGAUACCUCGGACAUGAUGGAGUGACGCAUGGGAGGGAAUUGCGUUGUUGCU
Messenger RNA from Sodiomyces alkalinus F11, 716 nucleotides. RefSeq lists its product as hypothetical. The coding region runs from base 418 to 681 and encodes 87 amino acids. The transcript has 4 exons. The record is from RefSeq and is a predicted model, not a curated record. NCBI's taxonomy places the organism in Eukaryota, Fungi, Ascomycota, Sordariomycetes, Glomerellales, Plectosphaerellaceae.